CACGCCGCCGCCGGUUCGCCGUCGAUUUCUAAUCCCUCCCCCCUCUUCGUCGCCGGAGAUUACUGUAUCAGUAGAGCUGAUGGGAAAGCGUAAGAGGAACGAGAAUGGUGGUGGGCCCGCUCGGGGCCCCGACGGAGGGCAGCAGCAUUGUCCCGCCACCGUGUUUGUCUCCAACCUCCCCUAUUCUUUCAAGUCCAAAGAGCUUGAAGAAGCGUUCGUCGAGGUGGGCCCUGUGAAGCGCUGCUUUAUGGUAACCCAUCAAGGUUCAGAAGUAACUCGUGGCUUUGGGUUUGUCCAAUUUGCUUCUGUGGAAGAUGCUAAACGUGCCAUUGAAGUUAAAAAUGGAUCAGCCAUAGGUGGUAGAAAAAUGAGAGUCAAGCUUGCAAUGCAUCGCCUUCCUAGGGAUCAACGUCAGCAAAAGAAAAAUGAAGUGUGUCCGGAGGAGACGAAAGCAGAUAAAGAUUCAGUUGUUCUAUCUACUGGUCCAAAGAAACACAAUGAAAAUACGCAGACACCAGAUCCACAAGAAAAGAACCAAGAGGCCCCAGAAACUUUAGCAGCAACUGGUGGCGCUCAUCAAAUGCCACAACCUGAUGGUGUCCCUCCUGAUAAAGCAAAAGGCUCAGAAAAGCAAAGGGUUGCUAGAACAGUAGUAUUUGGUGGUCUUCUUAGUUCCGAGAUGGCAGUUGAAGUAUUCCAUCGAGCUGGCGAGGUUGGCACAAUAUGCUCUGUAAGUUAUCCCCUUCCAAAGGAAGAAAUUGAACUUCAUGGUCUUGCUCGAGAUGGAUGCAAACCAGAAGCUGCAGCAGUACUCUUUGCAAGUGUCAAGUCAGCAUGUCGUUGCGUAGGAUUGUUGCAUCAGCAAGAGAUAAAGAAUGGGCGUGUUUGGGCACGCCAACUCGGUGGGGAGGGAUCUAAGAUAAGCAAGUGGAAAGUAAUAGUCAGGAAUCUUCCGUUUAAGGUUAAAGUUAAUGAGAUACGAGAUAUUUUCUCCUCCGCAGGAUUUGUCUGGGAUGUAUUUAUUCCACAUGUUUCAGAACAAGGGUUGUCCAAGGGUUUUGCUUUUGUCUCUUUUACGUCCAAGAGGGAUGCUGAAAAUGCCAUAAAAAAUAUCAAUGGCCGAGUAGUUGCGAAAAGAUCUAUUGCCGUGGAUUGGGCUGUCCAGAAGAAAAUUUAUGUUGCUGCUACAAAAUCUACCUCUUUGCAAGAUGGACAAUCAGUUGACAGUGACAAAGAGGAUGAUGUUAGUGAAGAUGAUGUGAGUAUUGAGGAUGUUGAGGAUCGUGGUCUAGGAGAAAGUCAGCAUCCUUCUGAAGAAACUUAUACAACUCAGAAAGGGUCAGCUGCUGAUGAGAGUAGCAUGCUUCCCGCAGAAGUAAAUUUUGAAAAGGAGGCAGAAGUUGCAAGAAAGGUUCUAGAUAAUCUGAUUAAAGCCUCAACUGGAUUUCAGCCAUCAUUGGGGGGAAACUCGAAGAAAACUGAAGGCACUGAAGAAUUACUGAAUGCAAAUGAUAAAGUAAGCAAAGAACCUACUGUUCCUGGAACGAAGUCCACUGUAGACACCAAAAGAUCUGAAAAAACACCUGAAGAACUCAACAAGAGCAAAAGUGAUUUGGAGAGGACAAUCUUCAUAAGCAACCUUCCGUAUGAUAUUGGUAACGAAGAGGUGAAGCAAAGGUUCUCAGUAUUUGGGCAAGUGGAAUUUUUCCUUCCUGUCCUUCAUCCCCUCACCAAACGACCCAAAGGAACUGCUUUCUUAAGGUUUGGUAAGACAUCCGCAGCUGAUGUGGCAGUUACUGCAGCAAAUGCUGCUUCUGGUUUGGGAAUUGUAAUGAAGGGGAGAUCACUCAAUGUUUUGAAGGCUUUGGACAAGGAUUCGGCUCAUAAAAAGGGCCUUGAGAAGACAAGAAAUGAGGUUCAAGAUCGUCGCAAUUUAUAUUUGGCAAAGGAAGGUGAAAUUCUGGCCGACUCUCCAGCAGCUGAAGGCGUAUCAGAAUUUGAUAUGAAGAAGCGUGAAGUGUUGGCCCAGAAGAAGGCAGAAAUGCUUCGUUCUCCAAAAUUUCAUGUAUCAAGAACUAGAAUUAUUAUUUACAAUCUUCCCAAGACAAUGUCAGAAGAGGAUGUGAAGAAGCUCUGUAUAGAUGCUGUUCUUAUUCGUGCUUCGAAGCAGCAGCCUGUUAUUCAAAUGGUAAAACUCUUAAAGGACGUCAAAAAAGGACAGGCUGUUGUCAAGAAACACCCACGUGCUGUAGCUUUUGUUGAUUUCAAAGAACACGAGCAUGCGCUUGUAGCCCUUAGGGUUCUUAACAAUAAUCCAGAAACUUUUGGCCCAGAGUAUCGGCCUAUUGUGGAAUUUGCUGUUGAGAACAUCCAUAAAAUUAAGCACAGGAAAGCCAAGUUAAAUGAGAGUCAUGGCAACUUAGAAGAUGGAAUGAAGGGGCACAAGAAAGCUAAGUUGGAUUCUUCAAAUGAAAAUCGUGGCAGCUUAGAAGAAGGCAUGAAGGGACACCGUUCUUCAUCUCAAACAGAAGAUGCUAACACAAACCGAAGUCAUAAGAAAAAGUUGAGAAACAUGAAAUCUAAGAAAGGCCAUAGGGAAUCUUUUAAAGAAUCUGAACUUAGCAGCGAAGGAACGAAAGAUAAUGUUGAGGUGAUCAAGGAGGGUAAAAAUGCCAGAAAACAGAACAUUUCUUCAAGAAGAAAUAAAGAUUCUUCGGCCAAGUUAAAGAAUGGGUCAGUUGCAGCUGAACAAACCACUGAAAAGCAGGGAGAUCAACUGAAAAAAGAAGCAAAAUUUACUUCAAAAAAGAGAAGAAAACCACAACAAACCAAAGAACUGGAGCCAAAAGAAGAACCAAUAGGCACCUCAAAUAAGAGGAAAUUCCAAAAUGCUGGUAAAGAGCAGCAGAAGGAAACAAAAAAUGCAAAGAGGAGGAGAGCGGGGGCUUCAGAUAGAGAAGCGGAGGAUAAGCUUGAUAUGCUCAUACAAAAGUACCGCAAUACUUUCUCACAGCGAAGUUCCGAUAAAUCUAAAGAUGCUGCGAGUUCUGGAAGUAGAGAAGUUAGAAGAUGGUUUGAAUCAUAGUUAGAAGAUUUCUCGGGAAUGAAAUUUUGCUUGUAUACUUAAUACUGCUGUUAUAAUGGUUCGUGUUUCUGUUAUGAUUUAUUAUUGUCUUAAUUGUAUCCGGGAUGUUAAGUUAGUAUAACGAUGAUGUGAGUUUACAAUUCACGUUUGCCUUCUGCAAUCAUAGUCCAAUAAUGAAAAACUGCAAUGCUUCGUCU
Molecule: messenger RNA, 3282 nt
Organism: Asparagus officinalis (garden asparagus)
Lineage: Eukaryota; Viridiplantae; Streptophyta; Magnoliopsida; Asparagales; Asparagaceae
Product: RNA-binding protein 28-like
Exons: 20
Coding region: 80-3085 (1001 amino acids)
Molecular function (GO): RNA binding
Source: RefSeq, a predicted model, not a curated record